Molecule: messenger RNA, 4128 nt
Organism: Labrus bergylta (ballan wrasse)
Lineage: Eukaryota; Metazoa; Chordata; Actinopteri; Labriformes; Labridae
Gene: klhl17
Product: kelch-like family member 17
Molecular function (GO): protein binding
Source: RefSeq, a predicted model, not a curated record
CAAGCAGUGUUUUGAUGCUACACGUGAGGUUCAAAUUAAAUGACCAGCUGCAUUCACCACACACAGUCGUCCGAAGAACACCGAGAGAGUUUAAUUUAUAAUAGGUGACGCUGUUAAAGCCACAAAGCUGGGCAAGCUUUCAAACAGGAAGAAAUCAUUGCUGUCCUAUCGACCCAGACGACGGCUGGUGUCGCCCAGAGUGUGGCCAAGGCAAGAGCCCUCAACCGCCACAUUCGGCACAAUGAUGGAGGGGGGCAUGCAGCUGCUCAACCGGGAUGGCCAUAGCAUCUCACACAACUCAAAGCGCCACUACCACGACUCAUUCGUGUCCAUGAACAGGAUGCGGCAGCGUGGUUUGCUGUGUGACAUUGUGCUCCAUGUCUCCAACAAAGAAAUCAAGGCACACAAAGUGGUGCUGGCAUCCUGCAGCCCCUACUUCCACGCUAUGUUUACGAAUGAGAUGUCAGAGAGUCGUCAGACCCAUGUGACCCUACACGACAUCGACUCUCAGGCUUUAGAACAGCUGGUCCAGUAUGCCUACACCGCUGAGAUUGUUGUCGGGGAGGGAAAUGUGCAGACGUUGCUCCCAGCAGCGAGCCUGCUGCAGCUCAAUGGGGUGCGGGACGCCUGCUGCAAGUUCCUCCUCAGUCAGCUAGACCCCUCCAAUUGCCUGGGCAUCAGAGGAUUCGCUGACACGCACUCCUGCAGCGACCUGCUAAAGUCUGCACACAAGUAUGUCCUACAGCACUUCGUGGAGGUUUCCAAGACCGAAGAGUUCAUGCUGCUGCCACUGAAACAGGUCCUGGAUUUGAUCUCCAGUGACAAUCUUAACGUGCCAUCUGAGGAGGAAGUUUACCGAGCUGUGUUGAGCUGGGUGAAACAUGAUAUAGAUGGACGCAGGCAACAUGUGCCUUGGCUGAUGAAGUGUGUGCGACUGCCACUGCUGAGGAGAGACUUUCUGAUGAGUAACGUAGAUACAGAGCUGCUGGUGCGUCAUCAUUCUGAGUGUAAGGACCUGCUGAUUGAGGCUCUAAAGUACCACCUGAUGCCUGAGCAGAGGGGAGUUCUCAGCAACAGCCGUACACGCCCACGACGCUGUGAGGGCGCCAGCCCUGUGCUCUUCGCCGUUGGUCAGUGUGCCCCUGAAGGCGGUGGGAGCCUGUUUGCCAUCCAUGGAGAUUGUGAGGCAUACGACACCAGGACAGAUCGCUGGCACAUGGUGGCAUCCAUGUCCACUCGGCGGGCACGGGUGGGAGUGGCAGCCAUAGGGAACAGACUCUAUGCUGUUGGAGGGUACGAUGGCACCUCAGACCUCGCAACCGUAGAGUCCUAUGACCCCAUCACUAAUUCCUGGCAGCCUGAGGUUUCCAUGGGAACGCGGCGGAGCUGUCUGGGUGUAGCGGUCCUUCAUGGGCUGCUGUAUGCUGCUGGAGGUUAUGAUGGUGCUUCCUGCCUUAAUAGUGCAGAGCGUUAUGACCCUUUGACAAGUACAUGGACCUCAAUCGCUGCUAUGAGCACCCGUAGGAGAUAUGUUCGAGUAGCAACUUUGGAUGGCAGCUUGUAUGCAGUGGGAGGUUAUGACAGCUCCUCACAUCUUGCAACGGUGGAGAAAUAUGACCCUCAGAGCAACACGUGGACAGCCAUUGCCAACAUGCUGAGUAGGCGCAGCAGUGCCGGGGUUGCAGUGCUGGACGGUAUGCUGUACGUUGCUGGAGGAAAUGAUGGCACCAGCUGCCUAAACUCUGUUGAGCGGUUCAACCCAAAGACCAACACGUGGGAGGGAGUGGCCCCAAUGAACAUACGAAGGAGCACCCACGAUCUUGUGGCAAUGGAUGGCUGGUUAUAUGCAGUGGGAGGCAACGAUGGCAGUUCCAGUCUCAACUCCAUCGAGAAGUACAACCCUCGCAGUAACAAGUGGGUUGCUGCCUCCUGCAUGUUCACAAGGCGCAGCAGCGUAGGCGUGGCUGUGCUGGAGCUGCUGAACUUCCCACCGCCCUCCUCACCCACCCUCUCGGUUUCCUCCACCAGCCUUUGACACGGGGUCACCCCUUGGCUGACUUCAGCCUCUGCUGCUACAGCCCAGACUGGCUCUGGGAAGAGACGCAACUGCUCAGUUUGAGAUGGGGUGGAGGAGGAUGAUGGGAGUGGACAGGUAAAUACAUGGAGGGAGGAGAAAGCGGUUAGAUGGCUCCUAACUCACUUCUGCUACAGUACCCUCCAGAAUACGUGGUUCUCUUGGUAAAGGCUGGUCGACUAUGGUUUAUAUCUUGACCUUAAAUUUAAAAUAACUAAGGAAUUAAAACAUAGAUUAUUAUUGUUAAAUUGUAAUAAGCAGUGCCCUUGAUCUCAAAACACAAAAAACAUUAAAUUUUAAAUAAUAGUUAGCAGGAGCCAGACAAAUUAUGAAUAUUCUACCAUGUUUUUCCCCCUGAUCUUAUUUAAUGGUCAAACCAUUAAGGCUGUUCUUUACCAAGUUUGUCAUUUAUUAUUGACUGCACAGUAUGAGGUCUCCAAUGAACAACUCCACCAUGCAGAUACCUGCUCCCACUCCUUGAUAAAGAUGUAUUUACACUCACUUAUCCUUCCUCCAGUCCCACUUUUUAUAAACCACUGCAGUGUUUGACACACUCAUCGUGUAAUGUGGUGGACACUUAACUCUGUCAUAUGUAUUGUAACGGUUGUCCUCUGCAAGAGUUUUCCUUGGAUGUCAGUUGUUUGUUUUUUUUGUUCUUUUUUUGCAAUAAUGUACAAAAAAGAUACACUGAAUGAUUUUAAUUUUGGAAUGUAGCUUUUGACUGGUUAUAUCAUGCAUGUUUACAUCUCGGCAUUGACUCCUAACAGGAGGCUAAAAUGUUAUAGUGCUGCUAUGUCACACUAGGUGGCAGUAGGAGGUAAUGCUAGAAACCCUUUCUGCACUGCGAGAGCAUGGACACUAACAAUAUUGAAAAGUUAGGCCCUCAGAACUGUAAAUGAGUUUGGAUGUUUUGCUUUUGUAAAAAAAAAACUAUAUGUUAAACUAUAUGUAUUUAUGAAAAUGUACAUAUUAUAGUAUAUUCUGUUUUAAAGAUGUUUAGUGAAGGAAACAGGUCAGACAUAUCCCUAUUUAAGAGUGUUUUUUAAUAUAUUUAUUUAGGUGUGUGAUGUUCAUUUUGUCAACAGAAAUGACAAAGAAUGUUUAAAUGUGAGAGAGGUGGUUGUUCUGUUUGGCUGAGCUGAACGUUUCUCCAGGUUUUGAAGACUGAAUGUUGCAUUUUGAAAUGCAGCAUUUUAGUUGCAUUUCGUAAUGUUUCUUCACUGCCACAAUCCAGAUCUCACAUGAGCCUGUACAUAAUAUCCAAUACAUUUGUCCAAAACACUUGAGUUACUUGCAAGACCAUUGCCCAGUGUAUGAAAUGACUGUGUUGUCUUUAACCCUUCUUAACUAUUUCUAAAUAGACAUGGAGGUGUUUGUACUUGUUUACCAGAAGUAUUCCAACACUAAACAAAAAUGAGUAAUGCUGUUGACACUUGGUGCUGUCAUAUUCCAUACCUCACUCUAUCAAGUGGGGUGUUAAAUUACCUCAUUGUUGAAACGUAUCCAACUCACAGUUAAACUAGACACAAUAAAGCAUGAAAAACACUGGCUCGAGGAUAUAUGGCGGUUGAUUUCUAAAAGAAAUGAUCACUUUGAGUCUUUUCCUCUCAGCUAAUAACAACCAGGUUCAGCUCAGUUCAUGUGUAGCGCAGUGUUACCAUUCCAAACUUCUGAGAAGUUACCUUUUUUUACCUUAUUUUAAAGGAUUUUGUUGAUCCUAUUCUGUCUGUGAAACUACCUUGUUUUUUAUUUCUUUAGAGGACCCAGUAGAAUAGGGGCUGGUGGAGUAGAGGUUUUAAGAGAAAGGCACACAAAACCACGUAACACUUUCGCCUCCAUUCUGCUUUUCCAACUGUAAAUAAUAAGAUUGCUAUCUUAAAUCCAUGUGUGCAAUUUCAAAGUGACAGUGGCUUUCUUUUUUCAUUUGUCUGCGAUGUGGUGAUAAUUGUUUACCUUUAUUUAUUGACGAGAAACCUUAAAAUAUUUAAUUUUGCACUGUUGCGAAAUGGAGCAAUACACUGUAAGAAAUGAAAUAAAGAUGAUUUCAGGUGUGA